This is a messenger RNA of Daucus carota subsp. sativus, 3039 nucleotides long. RefSeq names its product putative respiratory burst oxidase homolog protein H. Lineage: Eukaryota; Viridiplantae; Streptophyta; Magnoliopsida; Apiales; Apiaceae. Gene Ontology annotation, molecular function: peroxidase activity; NAD(P)H oxidase H2O2-forming activity; calcium ion binding. Gene Ontology annotation, cellular component: plasma membrane. The record is from RefSeq and is a predicted model, not a curated record.
UCCUUUCUCUUCUCUCUGUUUUCACCUCUAUCAUUUCACAUUACACCUGCAACUGGAAACUCUCUUUUGUUCUGGUCGAAAUCCGAAAUUUAAUAUUCAAAUCAAUAUAGAAUCAACAUGGAAAAACAACUGCUUAAAGGAUCAAGUAAUAUGCAUGUCAAUCUUGAGAGCGUCAAGAUUCAUAAAGACGAUUCAGGAUCAUCUGGAGAUCAUGGGCCUUCUACAUUGCCCCCAAGCACAAGCAAAAGUACUUUUAGUAGGCUUGGAAGUAAAUUUAAAGCCUCCACCAAGGGACUUAAAGGCUAUGGUCCAAGGAGAGCCCCUGGAGCGAAAUCGGGAGCGUUUAGAGGGCUUAAGAGCGUAAAAUUUAUCGAUAAGAAAAAAAUAAAUAAAGAUGGUUGGAAAGAUGCAGAACAUCGUUUUCAUCAAAUGGCAGUUAAUGGAAAGCUCAAGAGAGAUAAAUUUGGAAUUUGUGUUGGAAUACAAGAUAACAGCGAAUUUGCAGCUGAGUUGUUUGAUGCCUUAGUGAGGCGUAGGAAUCUAGAUAUAGAGAAUGGCAUAGAUAUCGAACAAUUUAAGAUGUUCUGGGAAGACAUUGCACUUCAAGAUAGUGAUACAAGGCUUCAUAUAUUCUUCGAUAUGUGUGACAGGAAUGGGGAUGGAAAAUUAUCCGUGGACGAAGUAAAAGAGAUACUGCUGAUAAGUGCCGCGGCUAACAAACUUGGAAACUUUAAGAAACAUGCGGGACACUAUGCAGCUCUCAUCAUGGAAGAACUAGACCCAGAUCAGUUAGGAUAUAUUGAGAUGUGGCAACUUGAAGCACUAUUAAGAGGGAUAGGUCACACAUCUGGAGGAGGAAACAGCUCAGUGAGCUCAUCUAUGCAGAAAUCACAAUCACUUACAAGAACUAUGAUACCGACGAGAUAUAGAGGUAAAUUUGGUAAAUAUGGAAACUUGGCUAAGGAAAAAGCAUAUGAAAAUUGGAGGCAAAUAUGGGUAAUGUCCUUGUGGUUGCUCUUGAAUGCUAUCCUCUUUACUUGGAAGUUUAAACAAUAUGAAACGAUGCCGGGUUUUCAAGUGUGUGGCUAUUGUGUUUGUAUUGCCAAGGGGGCAGCCGAGACACUUAAGUUGAACAUGGCUCUCAUUCUGUUUCCUGUAUGCAGAAGAACACUUACUAAACUUCGUGAAACAUUUCUUGGGGCCUUUGUGCCUUUUGAUGACAACAUAAACUUCCACAAAAUCAUUGCAUUGGGGAUUGCAAUAGGGGUUCUUCUACAUACAGUGUUUCAUCUUACUUGCAAUCUUGUGAGAAUAUCAACUUGUCCGAAGCCACUGUUCAUGAGUACUCUUGGGAGUUCUUUCGACUACAAGCAGCCAUCAUAUAUGGACAUUGUAAUGACUGUUCCCGGUAUAACUGGUGUGAUUAUGCUUUGCAUUAUGGUAUUUUCAUUCACUCUCGCGACACAUUCGUUCAGGAGAAAAGUAGUGAAAUUACCAUGGAAAUUUGACCGCUUAGCGGGCUUUAAUGCCUUCUGGUAUUCACAUCAUCUUCUGAUUGUAAUCUAUAUCCUCUUCUACAUUCACGGCACCAUGUUGAUCAUUGGCAAGCAGAAGACGGUAAUGUUCAUUAGUAUCUUGCCUGAAACUCGAUAUAUCAUAAUCAUUAAUGAAGCUUAUAUCACUGAUGAUGAUUUACUCUCUAUGCAGACAUGGAUGUACAUCACGAUUCCUGUAUUGUGUUACUCAACUGAAAGAUUGUUGGUUAUGUAUGAUCUUAAUUAUGAAGUCCACAUCAUUAAGGCUGUUAUCUACACAGGAAAUGUGCUAGCAUUAUACAUGAGCAGACCUCCACCAUUCAAGUACAAGAGUGGGAUGUACCUUUUCGUUAAGUGCCCAGAUUUAUCAAAUUAUGAAUGGCAUCCCUUUUCAAUCACUUCAGCACCGGGAGAUGACUAUUUAAGUAUUCAUAUUCGUGCUCUGGGAGAUUGGACUAAUGAACUUAAAGACAGAUUUGAGAGGGUAAUACAUACUCAUUUCUUUGCUAUUGACUUGUUCAAAUCAUCUCUAGUUUCUCGAUUAUGGCCUUUAGCAUAUGCGAAUCAGAUCUGUGAAGUCCAAGACGCGAAACCAAGAGAAGGAAAUCUUGUUAGACUUGAAACUAGAACAAACGCAAGAACUUCAAAUGUAACUCCUCUGGGAAGAAUUUCAAGUGUAGCUCCUCUUGCAAGAAUGUCAAACGCAACAUUUAAUGAAAGAAGUUCAAAUGUAGAGCGACUCUCAGUCGCAUCAAUCUCAGAUGUCAUUCAAAACUCAAGAUCAAUUCAUGAACAACCAGACUUGCCAGAACCAAUUUUUCCAAAAAUUUUCAUCAAAGGACCCUACGGAGCACCAGCUCAAGACUAUAAAGAAUACGAUAUUCUUUUACUCAUUGGUUUAGGAAUAGGAGCAACUCCAUUUAUCAGCAUCCUAAAAGAUCUUUUAAACCACAUUACGCCAUCUUACAUUGAUUUGGGUUCGAAUGAAGGCAGCUUUCGCGGUAAAGUUCCAGAACGAGCAUACUUUUAUUGGAUAACAAGAGAACAAGCCUCAUUUGAAUGGUUCAAAGGCGUGAUGGACGAUGUUGCAGAACAUGAUUUUAAUCAUAUAAUUGAAAUGCAUAAUUAUCUGACUAGUGUAUAUGAAGAAGGUGAUGCACGAUCAGCACUCAUAACCAUGGUUCAGUCCUUAGAACGCGCUAAAAAAGGUGUUGACAUUGUUUCAAAUAGUAAGAUAAUAACUCAUUUUGCCAGACCUAAUUGGAGAAAGGUGUUCGAAGAAUUAUCACAACGUCAUAACAAACAUUGCAUAGGCGUGUUCUACUGUGGAAGUGCCACACUUACGAAACCACUGAGGGAUCUUUGCGAAGAAUUUACCUUGGAAACAUCAACUCGUUUUGAGUUUCACAAGGAAAACUUUUGAAUCACAAAGACAACGUCUAACACAUAGAUCUAACAAUCCUUUUCACCUUCAAUUUGAUAGUUUUUUUAGAUAAUAUUUGUA